AUGACUUCGCAAGCGGUCAUCUUCGAGAAGAUCACUCAGAUCUCUGGUAAUCUGGCACCACACACGUACUACCGUCUGCUGAAUUCAAAUUUCACGAGUAUCGAUUCUUUCACGUUCAUUGAUGGGACACUGAUCCUGUUCCAGUUCACAACCAGUCUGGACCACUCAGUCAAAGUACAAGGAUUACAAGGUGUCGCGAAGAUAUUGAACCAGAGUUUUAAAUACCAACUCUACAAGCCACCCUCCUCCCGCGAAACAUGGGAGAAAAGAGUGGAGCAAUAUGUGAUGAGACUGAGCGCUGAGCAGUUGUUUCCGACUGCUGAUAUGCAACAGGCAGUGGACUAG
Sparassis crispa is the source of this 345-nucleotide messenger RNA. RefSeq lists its product as hypothetical. Bases 1 to 345 code for a protein of 114 amino acids. NCBI's taxonomy places the organism in Eukaryota, Fungi, Basidiomycota, Agaricomycetes, Polyporales, Sparassidaceae. The record is from RefSeq and is a predicted model, not a curated record. The transcript has 3 exons.